Molecule: messenger RNA, 7908 nt
Organism: Thunnus maccoyii (southern bluefin tuna)
Lineage: Eukaryota; Metazoa; Chordata; Actinopteri; Scombriformes; Scombridae
Gene: phaf1
Product: phagosome assembly factor 1
Exons: 16
Coding region: 1252-2535 (427 amino acids)
Biological process (GO): Golgi to plasma membrane protein transport
Cellular component (GO): trans-Golgi network; dendrite; synaptic vesicle membrane
Source: RefSeq, a predicted model, not a curated record
CACUGCGUCGAACACAGGAAGUUGAAUUAUCAGCUGAUCCAGCUGGCUGUUGUUGAUGCCUGAAGUUGCCGUUGUUUGGACACUGUGUCGCUCUUUAUCUGCUCCUGACAUUGAAGACACAGAGAAAGGGACACGGUGGGCAUUUACAUGCUGACGGGCUUAUGAGUAACAAGGGAAGCGAGGACUUUGAAUCAGCGCACUAGCGGCAGAAGAGCUAACGUUAGCUCCAACCGUCCGCUCAAGGGAAGAAAGAAAAACAGGCUUUCUUUGUUUAUGUCGUGCCAGUCUGAACCGCAAAAUUCAUUUUCUUUGUCUUGAAUUUAGGGAUAUUUGUCUCUUCAUACACGUUAUUUAUAUUUAUACUUCAUUGCCAUUACGUGAAGGGCAGCUAGCCCGUGAGCUAACGUUAGCCCAGAUAGCGCAAAUAAACAGUCUUGUUGUCAAAGCUUUGAUGCUUUUCGUAACCGCCCGACAGCGACAGAUAACGAGAGCUAACAGUCAGAAUAGUCGGGUUUGGAGACAUUAUUUUCGUGCCUCUGUAUUUUUUUAACCGUUUGUCACUGGACUAGAUGGUCUGUUUGGAAACACAGGACACAACACUAGCCAAACAAGCUGAUGGUCAGUCUGUAAUAUUGAAGCCUGUUGGAGACGUCUCUGGCUGUUGAAGAAGAUUGUCCUCUCUGUCUGUUUAUUCUAGACUUUGCAUUGAUUGUAUUCGGGUUGUUGUUGUUUUUUUUAUCCGUAUCGAUUUCUAAACCACACGAACAAGCAAUAGUUUGACUGACAGCUGGCCUUGUGCGGUUUAAGUUUGCUGGCAGGUUGCGUAAUUUGUUUGUGUGCAAGCUUGUCAGCCUUUGCAGAGGAACUUGUUAUUUAAAACGUAUGUAUCUUAGUGAGCGUUAAGUGUUCAGCCUUAGGUGCCGCUGUGGAUAUCAUUUUAUAUGUUUAAUACAUCUUAUCAUUCUACUUUGGUACCGUUUUAACGUCAACAAUAUAUGACAUGUGAUCAAGUGGACACUUUUUACUGUAACCCAUAGACUGAGUGGCUGCUUAAUGAUCACACUCAUGAAUUUGGUGGCUUUAGAGAAAUAAGUGUUUUGCUGUAGAGUUAUGAAUUAAAGUAGCUGUCUGAAACUGUUGUGAGACAGUGCUGUGAUCAGGGAGAGACAAGCAGAGAGAGACAGAGAGAGGGUCUCUCAGAGGGUCCCAUUGUGUCUUGAGGUGAGGUGAGCUGCCCCCCACUACUUGCCAAUGCUGGAUCUGGAGGUGGUGCCUGAGAGAUCACUAGGAAAUGAGCAAUGGGAAUUCGCCUUAGGGAUGCCAUUGGCCCAGGCCAUCUCUAUUCUGCAGAAACACUGCCGCAUCAUCAAAAAUGUCCAGGUGCUAUACAGUGAACAGACGCCACUCAGCCAUGACCUCAUACUGAACUUGACUCAGGAUGGGAUUAAACUGCUGUUUGAUGCCACAAAUCAGAGACUCAAGGUGAUUGAAGUGUAUGACCUGAGCAAAGUCAAGUUGAAAUACUGUGGAGUCCAUUUUAACUCUCAGGCCAUUGCCCCCACAAUUGAGCAAAUAGACCAGUCAUUUGGAGCUACGCACCCUGGAGUUUACAAUGCAGCAGAGCAGUUGUUCCAUCUCAACUUCCGAGGACUGUCCUUCUCCUUCCAACUGGACUCAUGGAACGAAGCUCCAAAAUACGAGCCUAACUUUGCCAUGGGUUUGGCCUCCCUGCAGAUUCCGCACGGCGCUAUGGUCAAGAGGAUGCACAUCUACACUGGCAACAACCUGCAAGAAACAAGAGCUCCGGCGAUGCCCUUAGCUUGUUUCCUUGGUAACAUCUAUGCAGAAUGCGUGGAUGUCCUGAGAGAUCGUGCAGGGCCUCUGGGGCUCAAACUCCGCCUCCUCACUGCUGGUUGUGGUCCUGGUGGGAUGACUGAUGCUAAAGUGAGAUCCCUAGAGAGAAGCAUCUACUUUGGAGAUUCCUGUCAGGAUGUACUGGGUGCUCUGGGCUCACCACAUAAAGUCUUCUACAAGUCUGAGGACAAGAUGAAGAUCCACUCUCCGUCACCUCACAAGCAGGUUCCUUCAAAAUGUAACGACUACUUCUUCAACUACUUCACCCUCGGAGUGGAUAUCCUGUUUGACUCGACAACUCACCUGGUUAAGAAGUUUGUCCUCCAUACCAACUACCCUGGACAUUACAACUUCAAUAUAUAUCAUCGAUGUGACUUUAAGAUUCCACUAGUCAUCAAAAAAGAUGGAGCUGAUUCUCAGACAGAGGACUGCAUAUUAACCACCUACAGCAAGUGGGAUCAGAUUCAGGAACUGCUGGGUCACCCAAUGGAAAAACCCGUUGUGCUCCACAGGUCCUCGUCAGCCAAUAACACCAACCCGUUUGGCUCUACCUUCUGCUUUGGACUGCAGAGGAUGAUCUUUGAGGUGAUGCAGAAUAACCACAUAGCAUCAGUGACCCUCUAUGGUGCUCCACGGACCACCAGUCAAGCCCGACCUGAGUCCAGUAGUAGUUCCCACUGAACAAGUAACCAGAACCACAUCCCAUUCUGGCCUGUUCUGAAUCUAGUACCUCUACUGAUUGAACUUCUAACCCAGAGCCAGAUUCGUAACCAAGCAGAUCUAACCCAGAGCAACAAAGUUAUUCUUGCCCAGCUCAGAUGCUACUUUCUGAACAGAAACACAACAAACACCUAGGAUAAUUCAGAACAGCCAAAUUCGACCUUGUAUUAAUCAACUUUUCCCUGGUGGGUUCUAAGAAUCACUCGUCUAACCAGACACACCCAGCCCAGUCAACCCAACUCUGACUAUCCCAGGACUCUGCCCAGGAUUUGGUGACACGGUCGCAGUGCUGGAGCAUUGACAUUUUGAAAUGAAACCAAUAAGAUCAUUUCUUGGUGAAAUGUGAAUAUCACAGUGGUUCUGCAACCUGACAUGGUGAAGAAAUCUGCAUUCUAGUAGGGCUGAACUGUUUCCUGUUUCCAUCCAGUGACUGCAUCCGCCCAGGAGCACAGAUGAAGAGUUUGUCCAGACUAGUUUGGAUGCCAUUUUCCACCAGUAAGAUGUAAUGGUAGCCUGUAUGUGACCACAACGUCCAUAACAUUGUGGUGAUGAAAUGCACUUGCAGAAAAUCCCAAAAACAUCAAAUAUAGAGUUGUGGAGUUAAUACAGCCAUCACUGAAAACUGCUGUGGCCAAAGUCUCGAAACAAACGCUGGCUCGACCCACUGAAUACACAUCCACCAACCGCACUGCCAGCUGAACCAGUACCGCCUGACUUCCUGCCACAACUUCAGAUUCAGACCGAACUGGCUCAGUCAAAACCUGGACAGAUCCAAACUGCGAGAACCAAACCAAACCAACCCAACAAGAGCCAUCAGAGCCAAACACAUUGGAAGCUGCAGAGGACUGUAAACCAAAAACAAAAAAAACCCCGUGAGAAUCAAGAUUUUGUCGUAAAAGAGAAGAACCAAACACACUCAGGGUUUGGAGAGAGACGUGCCCCAGGAUGUAACCCCGCUUCUUACUGGCCGGGCCAGUCCAACCAGAUGUGAAGCCUCUUAAAAUAGAACGAUCCAAACAUCCAACAUCACCUUCCUCGUCCACCUUCCUACACACUCUUCCUCCAACUGUCUUCAGUGGCGCCCACAAACACACACACACACACACACAACACAGCAGUAAACACACACAAACGGAUGUUAGCAUGUCUGACUUCUUGCUUACACAGACAUACAUUCACAGACACAAACACACACUCACUUAAAGGAGCAUCUGCAUGCAUUUGGCUGCUGAUUUUUAAAUUGACAUUUCAACAGACUGUAAUUCAAGCACACAGGCAUUUCAAUCCCCUCGCUACUACAGUGUGUUCUCAUAUAUUUCUAAUACGACAGCUGGCUCAUCUUUUUAGCCUUUUAAGCGAACACAAACACGGAGACAUGCAGGCAUGCACACAGACACAAGGAUUUGCAUGAACUUGACCGAUAUAUUUGAAUGAGAGGAAACUUAUUACAAGCACAAACUGGCAACCUGUUUUGUUUAUUCGCUAGUAUGGUCCUGCAUGUUGUGAGGGGCAUAGACUUGGCACACAGUUUUCUUUGUUUUUCUCUGCCCUGUUUUACUCAUUCACACCAUUUUCAUGUUGUUGUUGUUCUUUUUUUUUUUUUUUUUUUUUUUUAAAUCAAUGUUUACAUUUGCACUAAUACACACCCUUUUACUUGAUUGGUUUAUUGUGCCCUAUCCUCAAGAGAUAGAUCAAAUUCGGAGAGAUAGCGGUGUGUGUGAAUGUGUGUGUUUUAUCCAUACGUUUGGACAGAGAAGAGGUUGUGUGCAGUCAGGCCUUCCAUGUUGCACUCUUCUCCCUCUCUCUCCUCCGCGCUUUCAUCUCUAUACCUGACUGAUGCAUUGCAAUUCAUCCCUCAGUGAUGUCUGCGUUUAUUUCUUUGUUGAAUUGCCAAAUGCUAUAGCCAAAGACGUUUCAGGAUGAUUUCGUUUGAUCUGCUGACAUUAUCACUGUAAUCUCUCGUCUAAACGUGUCCUGUGGAGAGAGUGUAAGCUUGUUGCCCGUCCCCCCUUUCCGUUGCAUCUUUUGUUUCAAACCUGCACAUCAAAGUCAUCGCUGUUGUAAAGCCUCUAAAUUCAGCUCCUGGUUUCUGCAAUUGCUGGCAGUAAAUUACACAAGACACGAAUAGAUGACUGAUGUAAAUGUUUUAAAACCAAUCAGCUGUCUUUCAUCCAGAUUCAGUUACAGCUGGGGAUUAACAAUACUAACAACUAGUAUGUCCCUUUUGUCAGUGUCUUAUUGUACUUUGGUUAUUGUCAUCAGAGAGCUGUAAUUUAAAGAAUUACCAUUAUUUCUUUGUGAAUUCAGUACAUUUGAACCCAUUUCGGAAAUGGGGAAGACCAUCAGUCAUUCCUGCAUCAUAGCAUGUGACUGCAGUUUGCAUCUCUCCCUCCCAAUAUAUGAAUUUAAAUUCUUUUUUUAAUUAAUUCAAUAAACAGUGUAUUAAUUGUAAUACACACAUUCGCUUUUUAUUGUCCCUUGAUAAAAUGUCAUUUGUUUUUUUUUAUUUUUCUCACUAUUGCUGAAUAUAUGAUCUGUAUGUAUAUGUGUGUGAAGGCAUCAGGGUUGAAGUCAGGGCCUGUAUACAUGACAUAAUGUUUCAAGUGUUAACCAGAGACAAAUUUGUCUUUGUUCAGACUUAAAAGCAGUAAAUAACAGUUUGGCUGCUUGCAGGUGGUUUGCAAAAGAUACAGAAUUUCAUAAAACGGGUACGAUCUUUUGUCAUGAGGUGUAUAGAGCAGUUUCAUUUUUCAUUUUGUAAGUUUCUAUGACUGAGAACUCACAACUACACAAACGGCUUCUUUUUUUCAACUUUUUGGAUCUUUUUGGACUUUUUAGAAGAGUGACUCAAGGUGUCAAGCCCAAAGUUUCUGAUUAAUUCUUAAUCAAGAGUACAAAUCUUUUACAAUUCAUUGAUGGUUAACAUCAUGUAUCGUACCUUUAAGUCAGAAGGUUAACUAGAUUAUUUAAUAAUUCAGUGUUUUUUGACAGAUGUUCUGCGGUUUCUUACCGUACAAUUUACCACAAGAAGGCCAAGUUCUAAUUAUCUCUUAGAAAUUUCGAGCUGUUCUUUCAUUUUCCCAUAUAUGGGCCCUGAUGCUUAUUGAGUAUAUGUUGAUGCACAAAAUGCUGUAAAUAGUUGUGUGCUCUUAUUCUGCUGUCUUCUUAUUUUCAUGAUCUAACUGCUUGGCACAGACACAAACUGACUCAGGCCCCGGCUGAGUAUCUUUAAUAUUUCCUCCUUGAUUCUGAUUAGAUUUUAAAACUCAGGAGGAAGCAUCUGCUCACAGCUGACUCAUUAACAAUCACUGGAAGAUUUAUUGUUUUUUUUUUUUGUUUUUUUUUAAUUAAAUUUUAUUCCAGACCACUCAGUAUUGAACCUUUUUCACAUGCAAUGCUAAGGCUGCAAGAACACAGAUGUGUUGGGUAUCAGCAGACAGCCCCGCUUCAGCUCUGCUUGAACUGCUGCUGCAGGGUGUUCACGUUUGAUCCACAGAACAGCAGUGAAUACAGCGCUGUAUUUACACAGGCAGGGAAAACAAUUAUCCUUCUUCACAUUUGGACAGGAAGAGAGCUCUGGUAGAGAUGUUUUUGUAAUGUGGACAGAAUCUGAUUUGGAGUCUAGCUUUGGCAUGAUUUUGAUUUUUCUUGUUUACACUAGUAAAAAUAUCUCUUUGGCUUUCUUGUAGCUUUCUUGUAGCCAGACUCACUCCGAAGUGAUGUUAUGUGGUCUCUGAAACCAGGAGACAGGGAUGUUCCACGGCUUGGGUUCUUAAACUGAGACCCCAAAAGCUAGAAUGGUGUUUCAGGAUUUAAGUCCCAUUAAAUGAACCAAUUUUCUCAUUGGGCUCCCAGGUUUAAGACGUUUCAGAACAAUGGCUGUCCAGGAAAGUCUGCCGAACUUGGAAACAUGAUGUUCCCUACUCCUGUUCUGGUUUAUCCACAUCUUGGUUCAAAUAGAGAAACGGAUGUAUUAUAAUUGUUAUGAAAGCUAUAUUCAAACAUUUUACUUUACAUUUUACAACUUGCUUUUGUGCAAGUAAAUAUGAGGAAAAAAAGAAGAAAAAAAACACAAAACUGUUGAACAUUGUGCCUCAUCUCCCACCGAGCCUGUCUUUGACUUCUGUCUCUAUCUCCUCUGUAAAAAGGAAUCUCCUUGUACAUACAAUUUGAGAAUGCAUUGGAACUGCAUCAUUGUACAGUAUGUAUGUGUGCGUGUCACUGAGCAUAGCAACAAGCUAAUGUGGUAUUACAGCCGUCUCAUUUACAUUUUUCCGCAGAGAAAGGCAGGUUGGGUUGGGUUUCCCAAAACAACAAACUUAAUGUUUUGUACUUUGUUGUUCCUCUCUGUUUUAUGUGGUUUAACACCCACUACAAUGUGCAAAUGUUCACAACCCUUAAAAGCUUGUCAUGAUUGUCUUUAAGCCGAUCACUUGUAGAAUAGAUGAUUUUCACAGAGGGAUCCCGCCAAAAACAGAAGAUGCUAUCUGAAAAAAAACAAAAAAAAACUAGAAUGUAUGCUGACAAAGAAUUUUAAUUAAAACCUGAAGGAAAACCAUUCUUUUGUCUCCCUCCACCCUCUACUGGAUUUGAAUAAAUUGGUCAUUGCCCAAAAAGAUCUCAGAGCUAACUUGAGCUUUGCUCCAUUGGAAGCAGAUGGGGCAUAGAUCAUAUGUAAAAACAGAAAAAGUAGAGCCAGCAGUGAAUGAAGCAACUUAAGAAACUUCUUUGGGCGAAUGUACGUAAAUUUUCGAUUCAGAACUUUUUCUCACACCUUUGACUAGAUAAAAUCAUAACACCACAGACACACCAGGUUAAACCAAACCUAACUUUUGUCAAGUGUUGGUCCAGCCAAAAACUGGUUUUAUAUAAGGAACUCUUCAACACUGUUGAACGCAAUUAUAAUCUUUACAGUACAGUUUGGUAAGCCCAGCCCAGAGAGGAGCUUUAGGGUGGGUGAUGGGUAAUCUCACUCAAACUCAGGUGGACAUAUCACAUCCUUGUUUUUCAAAAGUUUUAAGAUGGAAAAACAAGUGAAAAAUGUAAUCUGGAGGUCUGUGUGGCUUUUAAAUUUCAACUGUUUUUCUUUUUUUUCAUUUAAUGGAAGAAUGAAUGAUUGUCAUAAUCAGAUUGUUGUAAUUUAUAAUGGACAGCUUCAGUUCAGUGUAAUGAUACUCUCAUAUUAACGCUUUGUAUUGUCUGUACUUGGUAUCAUCUGUUCUGUUGCCCAUCUCCCUUAUUCCCCUCCAAAUUUUUUUUUGUGGACUUACAGUACAUUUUAAGCCCAUUUCUGGAAAUGGGGCAGUUAUACUUAAUUAAAACUUGUGAAAUUCA